Molecule: messenger RNA, 3612 nt
Organism: Spizellomyces punctatus DAOM BR117
Lineage: Eukaryota; Fungi; Chytridiomycota; Chytridiomycetes; Spizellomycetales; Spizellomycetaceae
Product: potassium/sodium efflux P-type ATPase, fungal-type
Exons: 4
Coding region: 302-3427 (1041 amino acids)
Biological process (GO): intracellular calcium ion homeostasis; calcium ion transmembrane transport
Cellular component (GO): plasma membrane
Molecular function (GO): P-type calcium transporter activity; ATP binding; ATP hydrolysis activity
Source: RefSeq, a predicted model, not a curated record
GUGAACUUACGUUUAUAAAAGCCGUCCGUUUGGGGAGGUUUUCCCGACACCUUUACAUCACACGUGUAGCUGCUGCUCAAGGUUAUUCGAGUCGACGCUGUGACGCUCGAUUCAGCCUUUUUCCCUCGUGCGACAUCUGUUUCCCUUUUGCUGAGGCAAACUUGGAAACGGUCGUUUGCAAGAUAAAAGAGUUGUUUUACUCUUUACGAAUGCGUAGUUGUUGUCGAUACAUGAUUGCCGUCGUCGAAGCCCGUCACCUAUUGCGUACCACGUCCGAAUCUCCGAUUGAUUAACAUUUGCUAUGGCUGCCAAGAAGCAGCUAAACCAGGCCGGCGACGACGGUCUGAGGAACGACACGUACCUGUUGGAUGUUGAGGAGGUUGUUCAACACCUCGACACCAACCUAGAAAAAGGUCUCACCGCUGAUGAGGCCCAGAAAAGGAUCUCAAAAUAUGGGGAGAACACGUUGGGAAUGGACGCGGGUGUGUCCAUCUGGAAGGUGUUUAUAGCCAACUUGAUCAACCCGAUGAACUUUGUUUUGAUUUUGGCAUUGGCCUUGUCGUGCAUUGUCAAAGAUUGGGUUCAAGCUUCCGUACUUGCCGUGGUGAUUGCUACAAACACUGCUAUCGGAUUCGCCCAAGAGUACAGCUCGGAAAAUACCAUGGCUGCAUUGAAAAAACUGUCAGCUCCCACUGCCACCGUCUACAGAUCUGGCAAACCCGAGACAAUUUCUAGUCGUGAAGUAGUUCCCGGUGAUAUUGUUGCUGUGGAAGAAGGGGAUCAAAUCCCUGCCGACUUGCGUCUAUUUGAAGUGGUCAACCUCGAGAUUGAUGAAAUGCUCUUGACUGGCGAGUCUAUGCCCGUCCGAAAGAUCGCCGACCCACUUGUUGCGCCUUCUGAUGGAUACAUUUCAGUUGGAGACAGAAUCAACUUGGCAUUCAGCAGUACUACAGUCACUCGUGGUCGUGGAAAGGGUAUCGUUGUUGCCACUGCCCUGCGUACCGAAGUUGGUAGAAUUGCCAAGCUUUUGAAUGAUGGAGGAAACGCUGGAGGUCAGGAAUUUGAAGAAAAGGAUGACACCACCAAAGGAACUAUUCUUCGGUUCAUCAGAAAGCUUCCUGGGUUCAAGAAAACGAACAAAACGCCUCUCCAGAGAACGUUAGAUCGCAUGAUGUUCUUGCUACUCGCUAUUUGCGUGGUCCUUGCUGUGUUUGUGUUCUGGUCAAACGACUGGGAGUGGUCUGAAUCUGUUGCCCUAUAUGCUGUGGCCGUUGGAGUCGCUAUCAUUCCCGAAGGUCUCCCAGCUGUUGUCACGGUUACCAUGGCUGUUGGUGUGCGCUCCAUGGCCAAACAAAAGGCUGUCGUCCGAAAACUUGUAUCUCUCGAAGCGAUUGGAAUGGUGACCAACAUUUGCAGUGAUAAGACGGGAACCUUGACCGAAGGAAAGAUGACCGCAAAAGAAUGCUGGGUUGCCGGACAAUCUCUCAUUGUGGAAGGCACUUCGAUCGAUCCUACCAAUGGUGGGGUCGCUCGUGAUGGAAAGCUGUUAACGACUGAAGAUAUUGAAAAGGACCGCGUGCUUAAUGAAUACUUUUCGUGCGCCGCCCUUUGCAACCAGGCUUCCCUUACAGCGCCCGAAGACCCCACCAGCACUGACCUGUCCAAAACCACUUGGACCGGUAUUGGCGAUCCUACCGAAGUCGCUCUUCAGGUUUUGGCCCACCGAGUCCACAUGGGCAAGCCAGAUCUUUUGGAGAAGCUAAAGUGUACCUUUGUCGCCGAGAUGGCUUUUGACCCCACCUUGAAGCGUAUGACUACGAUCUAUGCGAUCUCCAACAAGGAGGGUACUUACCAGCUUAAAUACCACAUGAAAGGAGCAUUGGAACGUGUUCUUGAAUGCUCUACCGGCUACUACGACUCUGAGGGUAACGUGCAAGACAUGGACAACUCGAUUGUCGAGCGUUCUCAGCAAGCGAUGGAAGCGUUGGCUGACAAGGGUCUUCGUGUACUUGCUAUUGCUCACCGUGACGAACAACAUGGAUCUAAAGAUCUCCCUGUUUACGACGUGGUGAGCGACCGUCAUCAUGUGGAGCAGAAUAUGACAUUCAUCGGUCUAGUCGGUAUUUAUGACCCGCCACGUGCUACUUCUGCGUCGGCCGUCAAAGUUUGCGGUGAAGCUGGCAUUGAUGUGCAUAUGGCUACGGGAGAUCACGCCAAAACCGCCACUGCUAUUGCUCAACAGAUUGGUAUCCUGAAACCCGGCCAAGACCACCUCGUGUACACAGCCAACCGGUUUGAUAACAUGACUGAUGCGGAAAUCGAUGCGAUGCCCCAGCUACCUCUGGUGCUAGCGCGCUGCUCGCCUGAAACCAAGGUGAAACUUGUCGCCGCUCUUCACCGUCGUGGAAAGUUUGUUGCCAUGACAGGUGAUGGUACCAACGAUGCCCCUGCCUUGAAAUCGGCGGAUGUCGGUAUUGCCAUGGGUCUCAUGGGCUCUGAUGUCGCCAAGGAAGCGUCUGAAAUCGUUCUUACGGAUGACAACUUUCAAUCGAUCGUUGCUGCAGUUAGGGAAGGGCGUAGGAUCUUUGCGAAUAUUUGCAAGUUCUCGCUCAACUUUUUGAGUGGAAACGUAUCCGAAGUCAUUUCCAUGGUCGUUGGAUUGGCGAUUCGCGGUAGCGAUGGGGCUGCCUACUUUCCCAUGUCAGCAAUUCAGGUCUUGUGGCUCAAUAUGAUUACCAGUUCGCCCAUCUGUCUCUGUCUAGCUCGUGAAUUGGCGGCUAAAGACAUUAUGCAGCACCCUCCCCGUGGGCAACGUGCCAUUAAAGAGCAUCAGGAUCGUAUUGACAGUGGAGUCGACGCCGGCACUGCUGGCCCAGCCCCCAAAGCGAAUACGUCCAUUUUCACCAAGCGCUUCAUGGUGGACGUGUUCUUCUACGGUACGCUAGCAGGUACGCUCUCCCUCGUAUCCUUCAUCAUCUCCCUUGCCGCCGCGCCCAAAGGACUCCACGGAUACAGCGGUGACCUUUGCGCUGGACACGACUAUAUUGAAUCUGAAUGCAAAGAAGUCUUUCAAGCUCGUGGCGCGGCCUUUAUGGUCUUGAACACGAUUCUUCUCGUUCAUGGAUGGAACUGCCGUCGUGAGAAGGAGUCUACCCUCUUUGGCUACGACUCGCAUCCCAAGAACAACUGGGCCCUCUUUUGGGCUAUUGUCGGUGGAUUCGUUAUCACACUCCUUACGCUGGUGAUACCUGGCCUGAACACCAAAGUCUUUUCUCAAGAGAUGUUUGGAUGGGAGUGGGGUUUGGUUGCUGCAUCGGUGGUUAUUUUCUUGGCUGGUUCUGAGCUUUACAAGCUUGUCAAGAGGAACUUGGCGAGGAAAAGGGAUUUGAAGCGGUCGGUUAGCCAUGAUUCGAUCGAGAUUGCAUAGAUGGGAAGGGAUGGGGGUGGGGAGUCUUUACCAAUUAUAUACUACGGAACUUACAGUAGGGGUGUAUGUACACGACGAACUUUAUGCAAUGUGUUAGGAUAGGAAUAAAAGUCAAGGGACUAUGUAUUGAAUGGCGCUUAAUGAUGAUUGUAUGGACAUGAAAAUAUAUGCCCCCUUGCCAGGCA